UUUUAUUCGUGUCAAAGAUGGAUUCCUAUCCUGACGUACAAGAACAUGAAUCCUGUGCGAAAAGAAUUAAACUUGAUAUUUGCGAGUCUGAUAUCGGUGAAUUGUGCGAUGGAGGAGGCUUUUCUUGUUUUUCCACACCAGCAAGGGGCCCGAUUGACAUAACUGAAGGCACAUCCGCAGACUGCGACUCAGGAUACGAGGCGUCUACAUUGGAAUCCAUCCCAACACCUUCACAUCACACCUCACCCCAUACGGACCCGGGAGACAUUCACGAGAGUAUGUCGAACCUCUCCGGGUCCUUCCUACAAACACCCACACACACAGACCAGUUGGACACGUCUCAAGACAGUCUAGAAGUUGACGACGACAACGCCUCCACGGUGAGCGAGUUGAGCGGUUUGUCGGACCUGUCGGGCCAAGAUUGGAAACCCAUGGCUGGAAGCAUGAUAUGGAUCCAGCAGCAAAUGCAGAAAGGCGUAAAUCCUAGAAUUUUACUAUCGGAUCUAGGCGUAGACUAUGAUCAGAUCCCCGAUUACGUUGAUGACGUUACCAUCUGGAAAAUAAUCAUAAAUAUGCUGGCAGAACCUCCUCGAAGGAACAAACUGAGGCACGUUAACACCUUAGAUGAUGUGGUACGAUUGUUAAAAGGUGCUCAGAAUAUUAUAGUGCUAACAGGCGCUGGCGUGUCAGUCUCCUGUGGCAUACCGGACUUCCGAUCGCGUGACGGCAUUUACUCCAGGCUGGCGAUAGAUUUUCCAAAUCUUCCAGAUCCCCAGGCCAUGUUCGAUAUCAGUUACUUCAGCCAGGAUCCCAGGCCGUUCUUCAAGUUUGCCAAGGACAUCUAUCCCGGAAAGUUUCAGCCCAGCCCUUGCCACAGGUUUAUAAAACUCUUGGAAAAGCACGGAAAACUACUGAGGAACUACACUCAAAACAUCGACACCCUCGAGAAAGUCGCUAAAAUAGAAAGGGUGAUAGAGUGUCACGGCUCGUUUGCCACAGCCACCUGCACGAAAUGUUCACAUAAGGUAACGGCUGAUCAGAUUCGGGAUACGGUCCUCACACAGAAAAUCCCUUCCUGUGAAGUUUGUCAUGAGGGAAAAGAACCUUCAUUUUCAACAGAUGAACCGAGCACAGGAGGUGAAGGCUUAGACUACAGGGAGCUGGUAGCGUCUGGCAUAAUGAAACCGGACAUCGUCUUCUUCGGGGAGGGACUCCCCGACACAUUCCACGAGGCGAUGGCGGUGGAUAAAUCUCAGUGCGACUUGAUGCUCGUCAUCGGCAGCUCCCUGAAGGUCAGACCUGUCGCACUCAUUCCCAGUUCCCUGCCUUCCCACGUUCCACAGAUUCUCAUCAACAGGGAGCCUCUUCCUCACUGUCAUUUCGACGUAGAACUGCUGGGCGAUUGCGAUGUCAUCAUAAACCACCUUUGUCGACUGCUAGGCAACAUGUGGGAGGAGGGCAUCUAUUCAUCCCAGGUCCUCCGGCAAGCAUCCACUUUGCUUCCGUUGCGGGAGCCCGUUGUCAAUCCGGAAGGAAGUCGCUUGUCGAACACCGAUAACAAUGCGACCAAACAAACCGAGCCAAGCUGUAUAGUAAACGAUAAGAUAAAAACCUACGAGGUGGAGGAGAUCCGCUGCGGGUGUAAUGUUAGUACAAAAACUAGUUCCUUAAGCAUAGAGAGAAACGUAGAAUCAAACAGUUGUACAUGCUAUGUAAAUUUCAACAAGUCAAUUAUAGAUAAGGAGAACGAGAUAAUGAAUUUCGACUCGAAGGUGAUAAAGGAGCGCCACAUGUCGAUAGACUCGGCUCGGGAUUCGGGCAUAGGCGAUAAUUCCAAUUUCACGGAUUUGGAGGCUAAGUACGACGAUAUGUCUGAUGAGAACUUUGAGGAGAACCACAGGCAGGACGAGGGUCGUAGUUUCCAUCUUGAAUUGGUCCAUAACCCACAGAGCGGUGCCUCGUCCUCGGAAAGUUACGUCAAAGAAAGCCAGACUUUCGAGAGCGGCUCCACCACGUCCGACUUGAGGGGCUACUGGCAGCCGAAAGUGAAGAAAAGCCUAGCUGACAGGCUGCCCCAGGAUUCUUUCCACCUCGUCCCGCCCAGUCGAUAUAUUUUCCCCGGCGCAGAGGUCUAUUACGAUCCGGACGAGAAGCUGCAUUACGAAGGGGAUUCUUCCAAUUCCGACAGCUCGGACAGUGAGUCGGAGGCUGACAGCCCAAACAAUUCUUUCUAGUUUUUUUAUAUUACGAUUUUCUUAGUCGUAGGCAUUUUCUUGUUGUUAUUUUUAUAAAUAUUUUAUCGUCCCGGGCGUGACAUGCUGCGGCCUUCGCGUGUCCCACGAAACGCACUUUUAUUUUGGUAGAACGAAUUUUCGUAAAAGCAAUAUUUUUUCCUGGAAGAUCCCACUUCUGACAACUAUAAAAGAUGGCUAUAAAUUAUUUCGUGAAAAAUUAUCGUUUUCAAGCAAAAUUUGGGCCGUGGCACUUUGCGCCCCUCUAUAUAAUAUUUUUAUUGUUAUCGUGUGUGUGAAAGAGGAGUGCGUCGAUUGAAGGGUGUGCGUAUUCGAUUCUGCGUGUGACAAAUUAAUAGUUCGCGUCUAAAUUGCAGAAACGGAAAAUCCAUUGAUCUCUACCGAUGUGUUUGUACUUUUUUUUUGCAAAUUCGUCAUUCAGGUUUCGAAUACCUUUUGCCUAGAUGAAAUUGGUGGAUUUUGUAAAAUGACUGAUUAUCGUAUUUAUUAUUAUGAAUUCAUUGGUUUGAGGAAUGCAAGGUAUCCAGUGACAGAGUACCUUAUUUUUUUUAAUGUAUGUAAGCUGAAGGUUACUGUAACUUUUUUUUAGAGUUUCUUUAUACCGUAGUACUAUGGAGGAGGGGGCAGGCCUCCAAGAACGUCAGACUGGGCCACACUUAAAGACUAAAUAUUUUAAAUUGCGAAAGAAAAUUGAAAUUUUUAUUUGUCGGUCAUUAAUUAUAAUUGGAAAAUUGAACGCAUUGUAUUUUUUUGUCAAAUUGUUAUAAAAUGAUGUCAAGAGUUAUUCUUGUCUCGAAAAAGUCGGUAGAAAAAAAAAUUCCAGAAUUUAUAUCUAUUCACGAUGUGAUGCGUUCAAUAUUUUGCUUCUGCGAUAGAAAAGUUUCAUUGCACUUGCACAGUAACGCCAUCUACAAAUAUGAAGAUGAAUUAAAGUAUUUAAUAUCCAUUUAUGGUUAGUAGCAUUUUAAAAUACGUCUUAAUUAAUGGAAAAAUAUAAUGAAAUGGAAGUGACAAGGGGUAACGCCACUUUGGAGGUCCGGAAAAAAGGUGAUUUUCGGGAAUUUUCAUGGGAAAAUCCAUACCAGGAUAGGUGAUGGCAAGCAACGCCAUCUUUUGUCAGAGGACUGUAUCGCCGGAAGGGCACAUACUAAAAGCUAGGAAAUUAAAACAUAUUGUUCCCCCACCUAAAAAUCGAUUUUUUCAAAAUUCUUGUGACUACCCUUUAAAUUGAAACGAACAUUUUUUUUCAAAGAAAUGUCGAGUUUGACUGAAUGAAGGGGACUGCCUCGAAAGUUGGAAUAUUACUUUGCUAAAUAAAUAACCCUAAGAAGAAAAACCUAUUUUUCAAUAAAGUAAAUUUGACUUAGAAUAUCUUAAGGAUUGCUCUGUACAUCGUAAAAAAAACAAUUGUUAAAAAUGUCUUAUGAUGAAUUUAGUGUAUAUAGAUAAGUCAGAGCUUGUUCCACAUAUUUAUUUUCUGCUGGACGUUUUAAUUUUUCGUAAUCGGACGAAAAAAUUAUUUAUUUUUUUAUUCCACCUUUUUUUUUGUUGAUUGAUUAUUUUAAGCGUUUGAGGUAUGUUAUGCUUUUUAAAACGAUGCUGCACCCUUCCGAAAACCCCAAAUGUGUUUUGCUGAUGGUUUAUAAAGGCUGUGAACAACCAAAACCGAUAAUUUAGUGUUAAUAUCGUACUCAUAAAAAUGUUUCUUUUUAUCAAUAAUUUAAAUUUUUUAGAUAUUCGCAAAAAAUAAUUGGAAAACCAAAGUUUAUACAAAUAUAAAUUUCUUACGCUUUUAAAAAAACGCGUGCACUUUUACUGUUAAAAAAGCUUAAUCUUGUAUAAAGGGGUUUGUCAGGGUGGAGUAUUGUUUCUGAAACCGCAGAGGCUUCGAUUUAUCCGAAAUAAUACACAGCAGUGAUAAAAAGAUGUAUUAUAUUUUUAUGUUAUUUAUUUUUAGUAACCGAUGCAUUUAAGUUCUUGCUCUGAAAAAAAAAAAAAAUGUAAGAGUUACGUUGUUAAACGAUCACGAAGUUUAAUAACGUAAUUCGUAUUCUUUAUGGUUGUGCACAAAACAUAUUUUUUAUAUUACCGACUCAAAGGACACGAUCCGAUUUAACCGAAUUUGGGGAAUAGUUUAAGUUGGGUGAAAUCGGAUUGUCGAGAUGUACAUGUCUUAAUUCGUGUAAAAUUUUCUUGGGCUUCAUUUUCUUUUCUAAUUUAUGUGAGAUGUAAUCCAAUGUCAUAUAUAUGUUUUCUCGGAGUGUAACAUACAAAAUUGUGUUUGAUGUUGAUCGAAAUGUAUUUUGUGUGUUAUAUUAAGUUAAUUUUUUUACGUAAGCUAGCCGUUAAGGUCAUUAUUUUUGUACAAGUAUUUAUUUAGAUGUUUGUCUUAAUGUUUUUACGGACAUUAAUAAAGUUUUAGUUAUUGAUAUUAUUACUUACGCCGGUCGCCACUUCGUGACCACGUCAAAGUUAUAUUUUGUAAUAUUUUCUAUUAAUUUAUACUUGUGUGUAAAUACUUAAUGGUACUAAAGCAAUAAAAUUUGUUUCUUCUAA
Molecule: messenger RNA, 4808 nt
Organism: Anoplophora glabripennis (Asian longhorned beetle)
Lineage: Eukaryota; Metazoa; Arthropoda; Insecta; Coleoptera; Cerambycidae
Gene: Sirt1
Product: NAD-dependent protein deacetylase sirtuin-1
Exons: 7
Coding region: 18-2234 (738 amino acids)
Molecular function (GO): NAD+ binding
Source: RefSeq, a predicted model, not a curated record